AUGCCGCCAGCAAAGAAAGAGCCCAAGGACAAGGAAAAGAACACACACAAGCUCGCUCUGAAAGGCUCUUCCAAAACAGUCACAGAAUUUNUUUCCCAAGACGAUCAAGUCAAAGCAUACAUCAAGAAGAUCAUGUCACAGUUGAACAAGUGGAUGCUCAAGUCGAAAAUCUCAAAACUCAUCAUUGUCAUUACCAGUAAAGAGACUGGUGAACCUGUCGAAAGGUGGCAGUUUGACGUUGACUCCAAGAAGAAGAGCUCAAGCAAGACCGUCGACGAGAACGCUGCCAGCACAACCGAGCAAGCACCUGAGAAAUCCGAACAAGACGUGCAACAGGAAAUCCAAUCCAUCUUCCGUCAAAUCACAGCAUCCGUUACUUUUUUGCCCAUGCUCGACGGCAACUGCACCUUCAACGUAUUGGUCUAUGCCGAUCAAGACUCAGAGGUUCCUCUCGAGUGGGGUGAUAGCGAUGCAAAAGACAUCCAAGAUGCCGAGAAGGUGCAACUACGCAGCUUCUCUACGAACAACCACAAGGUCGAUACUCUUGUGAGCUACAGAUUGGCCGAAUGA
This is a messenger RNA of Aureobasidium musti, 570 nucleotides long. Lineage: Eukaryota; Fungi; Ascomycota; Dothideomycetes; Dothideales; Saccotheciaceae. The record is from the annotation of a GenBank genome assembly.